UGUUCGGUGGACUCGUUUAAAAUGAACGAUGGUCUCGGUGAUUGUGACCCAUGUCCAGCGCAUAGCACUGCUCAGAAUACUGGCAGUGCGAUAUGCCAAUGCGAUGCUGGAUACUACAGGGCCGAGGACGAAACUGCUGAUUACGCUUGUACGCAGCCGCCCUCAAAACCGUCACGCGUUACGAUCUCACGUCUCGAUGAAACAUCCGUCUUGAUCGAGUGGGAGGAACCGCUAAUGCUCGGUGGACGCAAGGAAUUAUGGUACCGUUAUCAGUGUUCCGAAUGUCCCACAACAACACACGCCCGUCCAUCCGGUGAUACAUUUACAGAAUUGUGGUACCGUUAUCAGUGUUCCGAAUGUCCCGUAACAACACAUGCCCGUCCAUCCGGUGAUACAUUUACAGUACGACGCUUGGAAUUGUCUGGUCUCAAAGCUGGUGUCACUUAUACGGUGUUAAUUUUUGCCGAAAAUAAAGUUUCGAAAAUGGUGUCCACGCUUGGUCAGUAUGGAGUGGCCGAAUUCACUACACGACCGCUGGUACCUCUUAUUAUAAGUGGCCUUAGGAUCGAGGGUGUACAGGAAAAUGGCGUUACCAUUGCUUGGAAACCUCCGAGUGGUGCAUUGGCUGAUAGCAGCAGAGAAAUUUCGUAUGAGGUAAAUCGUUUGAUACUCGCUGAAGUACCAUUGGUGCCUCUGAUUGUAAGUGGCCUUAGGAUCGAGGGUGUACAGGAAAAUGGCGUUACCAUUGCUUGGAAACCUCCGAGUGGUGCAUUGGCUGAUAGCAGCAGAGAAAUUUCGUAUGAGAUUGAAUCCUCAUAUAAUGAUACGUCAACAGUUGUGGAUACAGCGCACACUUAUUAUACCUUUGAAAGUUUGAAACCAUUGCUUAUGUAUACAUUUAAAGUUCGUGUAAUUCACGAUUAUCGACGUGGUAUGUGGAGUGAUCCGUUGAUAUAUCAGCCAAACCGAGCACUGUCUGGUAAUUCAAUGAGUGGCGAUGCUUUUACGUAUAACAACAGUAUCGCAGAUCUGCACUGGUCAUCGCCGGGUCCUCCACUUUGGGUUUGGAUUUUAUUGGUUUGUGCCUUUUUGGCUAUCGUUCUCUUCAUAUUCCUUGUAUGCUCACGACAAAAUCGUAGCCGCAAACGAAUGAGCGAUUGUGAUGGCUUGGAUUCGUAUAAAAAUGGUACUUUUUUGAUUCAGUAA
Messenger RNA from Gongylonema pulchrum, 1206 nucleotides. Lineage: Eukaryota; Metazoa; Nematoda; Chromadorea; Rhabditida; Gongylonematidae. The record is from the annotation of a GenBank genome assembly.